Molecule: messenger RNA, 1092 nt
Organism: Cygnus atratus (black swan)
Lineage: Eukaryota; Metazoa; Chordata; Aves; Anseriformes; Anatidae
Gene: BTBD19
Product: BTB domain containing 19
Exons: 8
Coding region: 61-951 (296 amino acids)
Molecular function (GO): protein binding
Source: RefSeq, a predicted model, not a curated record
CGGCCAGCCUCCCGCCGGCCUCCCUCCUUCCCGCGCCGCCUUCCUCCGCCGCCUCCCCCCAUGGCCCGAUCCUGCUCGGCGCGGCUGCAGGGCGAGGCGGCCGCCUUCACCGCCGCCCUCUGCACCCUGGUCAACAACCCCCAGUUCAGUGACGUGACCUUCGUGGUGGGCCGGGAGCAGCAGCGGGUGUUCGCACACCGCUGCGUGCUGGCGUGCCGCUGCCAGGCUUUUCGGGGGAUGCUGGGGGGCGGCGAGGACCCCCCCGGCAGCGUCCCCCCCCAGGGCCCCUUCGUCCUGGGCAACGUGCAGCCCGACGUCUUCCUGGCCGUCAUCGAAUUCCUCUACACCAACAGCGUCACCCUCAACAGCCACAUCGCACUGGAGGUGCUGACCUCAUCGGUAGAGUACGGCCUGCAGGACCUGUGCAAGCUCUGCGUGGAUUUCAUCAAGGACACGCUGAGCGUGGAGCAGGUCUGCGAGGCGCUGCAGGCUGCGGUGACCUACGGGCAGGCGGACCUCCAGCAGCACUGCCUGGCCUUCAUCGAGAGCUGCACUGCGGCGGUGGUGAGGACGCGGGGCUUCCACGAGCUCUCCGACGCGGUGCUGGCGCGGGUGCUGCGCAGCGACCGGCUGGCCGUGGACGAGCUGGACCUGGUGCAAGCCGUGCGGGAGUGGGCGCAUGUCAGCUCGGCCGUCCUGGAGCGCCCGGUGCCCGAGGUGGCCGCCCUGCCCGUGCGGGAGCUGCGCCUGCCCUUGCUGGCACCCAGCGAGCUGGCGACGCUGGAGAGCCACAACCAGCGGGACCUGCUCAUCCCGGUGGAGAGCAUCGCGGCAGCCUGGCGGUCCCACGCGCUGCGGCGCGGCAGCGGGGUGCCCUCCCGACUCUGCCGGCCCCGGCGCGGCACGCGGCCCCGCGACCACCACCGGCACCUGGACCCACAAACCAAAUAGGGGCCGUGCCCUCCCCAGCCCCACCGGGGGGGCUUGGGGAGAGGCAGUGCCCCAAGUUGGGUGCUCUGCAAUGGGGCAGGCUGUGGGGCGCGGGGCUGUGCACUGCUGGAGCGUCAAUAAAGCGCUUUUUCCCACUUCACA